Fusarium keratoplasticum is the source of this 2676-nucleotide messenger RNA. RefSeq names its product UDENN domain-containing protein. The coding region runs from base 1 to 2676 and encodes 891 amino acids. Gene Ontology annotation, cellular component: cytoplasmic vesicle. The transcript is spliced from 2 exons. Gene Ontology annotation, biological process: regulation of Rab protein signal transduction. The record is from RefSeq and is a predicted model, not a curated record. Lineage: Eukaryota; Fungi; Ascomycota; Sordariomycetes; Hypocreales; Nectriaceae.
AUGCCUCCCUCCCUGAGCACCCAUCCCUCCUUUACCCGUCCUCGGACUAGCGACCGCGAUGGCAGGCCCAGCACCCGCGACCAGGGCGCUGAUCAGAACCUCCUGAUUCCCAGCCGGACAUCCUCGCUGCACUCGCGCAUUACGCAGCCUAUUCCCUCCACUCUCAACAUGAAGCCCCAGCAGCGCACUCCCAAGACUCUCACUCAUGCCUACAUGGUCUGCGGUGUUGGCCGCGAGCCCUCUCAAUGGGUCAAGGCCCCCGCGCCCGCACAGGGCAAGAUCGGCCACAUGAAGGGUGCUGUCGGCCAGUUCUGGCUACCAGAGAUUUUGGGUAGCAGCCCGCGCCUUGAGCAGGAUAAUGAAAUUGCGCGUGCUCUUCAUGCCGCCAUGAGGGCCUGCUUCCCUCACGAUGUCGAGAUUUGCACAGGCCGAAGCCAGCCUCACUGCGUCCAUCACGCCUUCGUUCUUCAGCAAGAUUCUUCUCACACACUCUACGGAAUCUGCCUCCGAGUGUGGUCGCGGGCCGAUGAGAAGAGAGCCGAGACCAUCCGCGACCUUCGCAAGAGGACCGAGAGCGACUACUACGACAACCCUGAUGAGACUUACUGGAUCCCGUACUGCUUGUCUUUCCUGUCGCGUUAUCCUCUCUACAACCUCCUUGGAGACUAUCUUCGAGGCAUGUGGAUUCACUGGAAUAAGGCCACCAAUCUGUUCCAUGCCGAGGAGGUCUCGCGCAUCCUGAGCUUCCCAGCUCCCCGCCUCAACGAUCUUGUGCGCAUCGACAUGAAGGACUAUGCCCUCUGCUACCAGUUUCCUUCUUCUCCAACAGGGUUCCAGAACUUCGCCAUGUGGCCCCUGUUCAACUGUCUGUCAAUUCCUAACAUCGUCGGUGUCAUUGAGGCUGCCAUCUCUCCCACUCGCCGAAUCAUCUUCGUCAGCCACUACCCUGCCAUGCUCACCAUGGCCGCCGAGACUGUUCGAUAUUGCGUUCGAGUUUACGAGUGGAGCGGUCUCUAUGUUCCCGUUGUUCACGCCCGUCAUGCCAAGGAGCUUGUUCAGGAGCCUGGUCCCUACAUCCUUGGUAUCACUGUUGAGUGCCGCUCUCUCUUCACGGCGCCCACCGAUGCCCUGGUUGUUGAUCUUGAUCGCAACUUUGUUCUGACUUCCAGCCCACCCACUGCCCUGACUCCCGGUCAGCGCAACAAGUUCGUCACCCGACUCACCCAGGCUCUGAACGGCGACGUCACUCCUUCCGGCGUCCCUCAGCACCUUCGAUCCGCCUACGGUGGCGGCAAGCUUGUUCCUGCUGGCCAGAUCAUCGUCAUGCGCGGCGAGGUCGAGUCCAUCCAGGACCCUGAGUGGUGGAACCAAGAUGCGGUCAUGGCUGUCAUGGACCAUGUCUGCGAGAAGCUUGGUCGCAACACUGGCCUCAAGGCCGUAUUUGGUGGCUCCGUUAAGAAGCCCCUUAUGACCAAGGUUUCGAUGCGCCAUCUCAACGAGAUUGUCCGUGAGAGGAACCAGUACUCUCGAGAUGCUCUUGAGGCCUGGCAGGACUUCAUCAACCUCAAGGGUCGCAUGGACACUGAGCUUAACAAGGUCACUAAGCGGAACAACUACCUGGUGGAGGAGCUUGAGAGCUGGAAGCAGCAGUUCCUCAAGUUCCAGGCCUUUGCUGAGCAGCUCACCAAGGAGACCCAGGAUCUCAAGGUCAAGAUCGAGACCCACAAGAGGGAGAACCGCCGUCUUGCCGGCCUCAUUGACCAGCAGAAGGAUGACAACGCCCGUCUGUCUGUCCGUCUUACUGGCACUGAGAAGCAGCGUGACGAUGCUCUCGAGGCUCUUGUCCUCCAGCAAGAGAUUGCUGAGGAGCUUGAGCGUGAGCGCAAGCGAAACAAGAAGGAGUUGUCUCAGCUCCAGCACACCAACGUCACCAUCCUCCGACAGCGCGAUGAGGCUCGCCGCGUUGUCCUGCACCUUCGCAGCCUCAUUGGUGGUCAGAGCCACCACAUGGAGCAUCUCAUCCAGUCUCUUACCAAGCCGGAUGACCUGGCUCAGGAGAUUGAGGAGGGCUAUGACGAGGCUGAAGAUGAGGAGGGCGAGCCCAACCGCCUGUCUGUCAGCCCUGCUCCUCGAUCCAAGCGAUACUCUGCCUCCAGCUUCUCCGACGUCGCAGACCGUCAUCUCAAGGACAAGACUGACGCCAUCGCGCACAUUGUGCGCAACAUUGCCGAGCAGUGUCAAGCUGCUGUUGAGGGUCUCCAGUUAGCACACGACGCGGAGUUAGGGAGUAGUAGUAGAAGGAAUUCUAGCCUCUCUACCACCCAGAGCGAUGACGGCCACUCCGCCGCCACGUCCGAAACAGGGGAUGACUCCCUUCUCCAGCCGUCGGGAAGGGCGUCCAGUAUCCCUCCCACCCCGGAUCUCAUUCCCAACCGGAGCAGCACAGCCAUGUCCUUUGCCUCUACGGCUACGACUCCGGAGCGAGCGUCCCAACAGUAUCACCUUCGGGACGAAAUCCCCACCAAGAUUGUUGAGGAUGACGAAGAGGACUUCGAAGAGAGUCGAAGCAACACAGGAAGCGUCACCCACGAGACAGGAGUCGUCUCCAAGCACCCCGAGUCCCUGAUGCACAGGCCUUCGGGGGCCAGGAUCAGCGCUCUUGGUGGCACGCGCUAG